AUGCUGCUGGAUCACUCCUCACCCCUCUCAGGAUGUAUUCAACUCUUGUUCCUGGCCUUAGCUGUCCUUGUGGUCCUGGCUGAGGCUUCCCCAGAUGGAUGGGCCAGAAAGUGUGGUUAUGGAACUGGCAGAUGCAGAAAAUCUUGCAAAGCAAAUGAGAAGAAGAAAGAAAAAUGUGGGGCAAGAAAGGUUUGCUGCAUCCCUGUAGUAAAGCAUAAACCAAUAGAAUCUGCCAAGAAAGAAGAGAUGACAUUUUGGACUACGACAAGUAUGACCAAGUAUCCAUCUAAGACUUGUGAUGAGACAAUUUUGGCAGCCACUGUAGUGCGUCAGUGA
Molecule: messenger RNA, 336 nt
Organism: Vicugna pacos (alpaca)
Lineage: Eukaryota; Metazoa; Chordata; Mammalia; Artiodactyla; Camelidae
Product: beta-defensin 115
Biological process (GO): innate immune response
Cellular component (GO): extracellular region
Source: RefSeq, a predicted model, not a curated record